GGCACUCCUAUUUCAUGGAAGAGUCUUUUGUUUAGUCCAUAGUCCGUAGUCCAUUCCCCCACUCCCACCGCCGCACGGGGGUUCUUCAGCUUCUCCCCCUCUCUCUCUUCUUAUUAUGCGUCUUCGAGUUCUCAAGUCCAAAACCAAAACCAAAACCAAAACCAAAACCCUUCGAAGGCAUCGUCCUCGUCUCAAAUCUUGGCCCAUUACUUUCUCCCCUUUCGCUCGUGCUCUCUCUCGCUUUCUCUCUCUUUCUAUGCCGAGGCUCAAAACAACACACUCUCCAAACCCCCUUCGUUAUCCUCUCAAACCCCAACACUCCGAUUCUUCCGAUGACGAAUUUGGCGGAGUUGUCCAAGCGGAUUUUUCCUUCUUCGAUCCCAAACCUAAUGAUUUUCAUGGAGUGAAGACCUUGCUGCAAACUUACCUCGACGAUCUAGAAUGGGAUUUGAGUGGCUUUGUAGAAUUGAUUUUGGGACAGACCACUGUAGGCACUGUUGUUAAGAUAGAAGAUGAUGAGGAUGAAGGGCUUUUUGCUCUUGUUACUGCUCUUAAUUUAUGCAGAUAUAAGGAGCAUAACUGUAUUGUCGCACUCAAGGAUUUUCUCCUCCUUAAGGCACGCCAAGAGGAGGGUGUUGGGGAUCAAUUGAGAUUGCUUUUGGGAGAACAAGCGUGUGAUGUAGGUCUUCUGGUAUCACAGCGCGUUGUGAACCUUCCUCCACAGCUUUUGCCGCAUCUUUAUGGUGCCCUUUUUGAUGAAGUGUCGUGGGCAACGGAAGAUGAGCCGACGGAGGAACUUCGGAAUUCCUUCAAGUUUAAGCAUUACAUAUUGCUUAGCAAAAUUUACAUGCACAAGAAUGUAGAGCAGAAAAGAAUACCGAUCAAUGAUAAUGAGGAGGCAAUAAUUUAUAUGAAGCCUGAGGAUGAAAUUUUUCACAAGUUAAGCUCGUGGUCCUUCUUUUUUCCAUUGAAAACUCAGCAGCAUGCACCUCAUGAGAUGAGAAAUUACAGGCCCACGGGAUUAGUCAUGGCUGUUGAGGCAGACAAAAUUCCAUCAUUUCGCCAAGAAUUAGCUUCUUUAAUUAAUGAAACCUGAAAGGCGCCGAAAAGGUUCCUGAGAAAAUAUAGUACACAAUCUUGAUACUUUUCCGAAGCUUAGCAUGUAUUUUAAUGUCGUCUGAUUUUUAUUUAUUUUUUUGCGAGUGUUUGAGCUGCCAAAUUUUGUUUGAACUAUUGGCAAGAUAUUGAAGCAAUUUUCCCCCUCCUGCGUUAGUUCG
This is a messenger RNA of Abrus precatorius (Indian licorice), 1277 nucleotides long. Its product is annotated as protein BCCIP homolog. Gene Ontology annotation, cellular component: nucleus. The record is from RefSeq and is a predicted model, not a curated record. Lineage: Eukaryota; Viridiplantae; Streptophyta; Magnoliopsida; Fabales; Fabaceae. Bases 116 to 1096 code for a protein of 326 amino acids. The transcript is spliced from 7 exons.